AGAGCAGAGGCAGAUCGAGUCCCUGCAGCAUUGAAUGUAGCCGAAGCGCCGCGACCGUCACGCUUUUCUCGUCAACAAACUCAACAUCGACACGGCAGACGCAGGAUAAAGGUCGAAUAUGAUCAGCAUUGUUGUUACUUUUUAUUAGUAUUAUUUUUUUUUACCACGGCAGCGUUUGGAGAUUUCUGCCAAGAGGAGGAGCAGCAAAACUUUUUUCUCGUCUUUUUCCCCUUCCUUUCUUCUCACUUUUUUUCGUGAACGAAGAGGAACUCACCAGAGACAGUGUUUUUUUACGAUACACACGCAUAUAUAAAGAAAAAAAACGAAAGGGAGGAAACCGCGCAGAAGAGGUUGCAUGGCUUUAUCAGGUUGUUGGAGCUCGAGCACUUCGAGCAGGAGAACCCACACCGGCAGGUAAUAGCAGUGGAUGCGUUGUGUCUAGAGACUCGGCUCAUCAUCAUCAUCCUCCUCCUCCUCUUCCUCCUCCUCUUCCUCCUCCUCCUCCUCUUCCUCUUCUCCUCUGUUGUUUUGAUCGCCACUCGCUUCCAGACGCGCAGCGGCAGAGAGGCGCGAGAAGGAAGACUCCGGCGAGGCGAAAAAGGGGGCUUGAACUCGUGAACUCGCGCAGAAAGUCGAAGAAACGAAAGAAAGAAGGAAGGAAGGAAGGAAGGAGUUAGGAAAAAAAGAAAGAGAAAAGAAAAAAAAGACAGACAACAACAUCGGAGAAGAGGCUCGGUCGCCUCACCAACUGUGUGAUGAUGAUGAUGAUGUCUCUGAAUGGCAAGCACGCCUUCGCUCUGCCACAUACCAGCUUGCCCGAACCCAAGUACUCCGCUCUGCACUCGUCCGCCACAGCGGCCUCCUCUUCCUCCUCCUCUCCUCCGUCCUCAUCCUCGUCCUCUUCCUCGGCGCCCUCGUCCUCGUGCUCGUCCACGCGCCUCAGCAGCAGUAGCAGCGCCAGCGGCGCAAGCAGCUCGGAGGCGAUGCGCCGAGCAUGUCUCCCAACCCCACCGAGCAAUAUAUUCGGCGGCUUGGAUGAGAGUCUGCUGGCCCGCGCCGAAGCUCUGGCGGCGGUGGACAUCGUCUCUCCGACCAAGAGCCACCACCACCACCACCACCACCAGCACCACCCUCCUCACCACAGCCCCUUCAAGCCGGACGCCACCUACCACACCAUGAACGCGCUCCCGUGCACCUCCUCGUCCUCAUCCACGUCCUCGUCGUCCGUGCCCAUCACGCACCCCUCCGCGCUGGCGGGCGCCGGCCACCACCACCACCAUCACCACCACCACCACCACCAGCCGCACCAGGCGCUGGAAGGCGAGCUUCUGGACCACCUGACGCCAGGCGGCCUCGCUCUGGCCCCGGACGGCUCCAUGGUGUCUGCGGCGCCCGGGGCCCACAUGGCCGCAGCCGGGGUGAGCCACAUGCAUCAGGCGGCGGCGGCCAUCGGCAUGGCGCACGCCGCGCACGCGCACGGGCUGCCCUCGCACGCGCACGCACUCCAGCCGCACGCCGCGGGCUGCAUGAGCGACGUGGACGCUGACCCGAGGGACCUGGAGGCGUUCGCCGAGCGCUUCAAGCAGCGGCGCAUCAAGCUCGGCGUGACGCAGGCGGACGUCGGCGCGGCGCUGGCCAGCCUGAAGAUCCCCGGCGUGGGCUCGCUCAGCCAGAGCACCAUCUGCCGCUUCGAGUCGCUCACGCUGUCGCACAACAACAUGAUUGCGCUCAAGCCCAUCCUGCACGCGUGGUUGGAGGAGGCCGAGAAGUCGCACCGCGAGAAGCUCAGCAAGCCAGAGCUCUUCAACGGCGCCGAGAAGAAGAGGAAGCGCACGUCCAUCGCGGCGCCGGAGAAGAGGUCUCUGGAGGCGUACUUCGCCAUCCAGCCGCGGCCCUCGUCGGAGAAAAUCGCGGCCAUCGCGGAAAAGCUGGACCUCAAAAAGAACGUGGUGCGCGUGUGGUUUUGCAACCAGAGGCAGAAACAGAAACGCAUGAAGUACUCGGCCUGCGUGUGAACGCCCCGCCACGUCUCCACAAAGACACUCUUGAACAAAAAAAAAAGACGAUUUGUAACAUAUUUCGUACCGCACACACCUUUGCUUUUGCCUUUGGUUUUGUUUGUUUUGUUUUUUUUUGUUCUUUUUUCUCCUCCCACUCCCAGUCGUCAAAUACUUGUGCAUUGAAGCAGAAUAUCAUAUUCCAAUUGACUGAAAAUAAGCCCCAAUCACUCUCACGUCAAAGAGGAUGUGGAAGCAUUUAACGGACCGGUUGACUGACCAAGUAAGACCUGUUUGUUUUUUCUCCUGUUUUUCUUUUUCUUUUUUUUUUUAAAGAAAAGAAAACAAAAACAGAAACUAUUAUUAUGCUACACAUUGUCUGUCAGUGGAGUGUGACUCUCUUACGCCUCAAUCCGUCCCAUUGGCCGCUUUGAAAGCUGAAUGAUCUGGUUUUUUGGGGAGAUAAUCCUGUGUAAAGUAAUCAGUGGGCUAUGGAUGGUGGAUAGCCUGCUAAUAGCGAUUAUUGAGUAGAGGAAGUGGCUCUUUCGUUCGCAAUACGUUUCUUUCUCAACCUGUCCACGAUGCAAUCAGCCGUAAACAAAAAUUCAGGGUUAAUGUAAAGUAAAUAAAAUCAAAAUAAGAAGAAAAAAAGAGGGCACCUUGACAGCGACUGCCAGUUUUACAAGAGUAUUAUUAAGAUUGUGAAUAACAGUUUCUUGUGAAUGGUGGUUUAGCUGUAAUAUAGUGUUGGUUCAGGUAUCCUGGGCUAUCGGUUAACCUACUCCAAUUCCACGUGAUGCUUAAAAGCGUAUUCUUUGUAAAUGACCAAAGGAAAAUGUUGUAAAUAGAAGAAUGGCUUUGCCAUUGAAAGGCCCAAUAUUGCCCGACACACUGGCCAAAAUGAGCUGAUGUCCCACAAUACCUGAACCCACCACCUGAUUCCUUUCGUCUGUUUUUUUACACCGCCUCCUGGAAUAGAGAAAUAGACCAAGAAUUAAUAGCCAUGUAUUUCUCAUUAAGACGUGAGGAGCUUAGCACCGAAUCAUGUAGAUAUGGAAGCUGGAAAGCAAGGUUGAGCUGUUCGCCAGACAAAUAUCUGCUGCAAUAUCGCGAUAUCGCCUGCACUCCAGCGUGGCUGUGUUUCUUAUGAACUAUUUAUCAUGUGAGGUAAUGUUUACUUCAUUACAUAUUUAUCGGGAUUCCCUCUUCAUUUUUUUUUGUUGUUGCUCGAGAAAACCAUAUUCUGACAGCAAAGAAAAAGGCCCUCUCUUAGAAAAAAAGAAAAAAGAAGGGAGGGUGGGGAAGAACUGCUUAAAAUAAGCCACUAAUUAUUGACUUUUUUCUCGUUUUUCUUUAACCUCCGAGAUGGCACAUUUGAGAGAUAUAUGAGAUUUUUCCUUUUGACUCCUUUUCCAAAUUAUUUUAUGUAUGUUCUCUGGUAAUUUAUUGAUUUGUACAAAUAGACGCGUAUCAUUAUGAAGUCAUUGCUUGUUAAAAAUUCACCGUGUUUGCUAAUGUUUUCUUUAUGAAGAAAAAAAAAAGAGAAAAGAAAAAGAAAGAUCCGUUUCAUGGAAGUUCUACGUGUAAAAUGUAAAUAACUCAUUUGGUCGAACACACAAGAUAA
Pygocentrus nattereri (red-bellied piranha) is the source of this 3621-nucleotide messenger RNA. It is a transcript of the gene pou4f2, whose product is annotated as POU class 4 homeobox 2. The transcript is spliced from 2 exons. Gene Ontology annotation, biological process: regulation of transcription by RNA polymerase II. The coding region runs from base 756 to 2015 and encodes 419 amino acids. The record is from RefSeq and is a predicted model, not a curated record. Gene Ontology annotation, molecular function: DNA-binding transcription factor activity, RNA polymerase II-specific; RNA polymerase II cis-regulatory region sequence-specific DNA binding. NCBI's taxonomy places the organism in Eukaryota, Metazoa, Chordata, Actinopteri, Characiformes, Serrasalmidae.